Molecule: messenger RNA, 5024 nt
Organism: Syngnathus acus (greater pipefish)
Lineage: Eukaryota; Metazoa; Chordata; Actinopteri; Syngnathiformes; Syngnathidae
Gene: fancd2
Product: FA complementation group D2
Exons: 43
Coding region: 283-4620 (1445 amino acids)
Biological process (GO): interstrand cross-link repair; homologous chromosome pairing at meiosis; mitotic intra-S DNA damage checkpoint signaling
Cellular component (GO): nucleus; condensed chromosome
Molecular function (GO): DNA polymerase binding
Source: RefSeq, a predicted model, not a curated record
AUAGGCGCGAAUUAUGUUUUGCAAGUAGUCUGCCGGACUGUAAAAUCCAUCUGUGGAGUUUCGUGGUACACAGUGCUCAACAAGAUUAUAUUUUCUAUAAUCCCCAAAGCGGAAUUUUAUUAGAACGUUCGAAACGAAAGCAGUAUGAUACAGCACUGCUGUUGACACGACAAGCUAACGUUAGCACUAGGACAUUUGUUGUGUUAUGUUGUUGUGUUGUUAGCCUAGUUUGUCGCACAGCGCUGAAUUGCAUGUAGCAAAAUUUGUGUCUCUGUCUACAAGAUGAAGAAGAUGAAAAGACCAAACUCGUCUGUGGGUAAUGAAAAGAAACAAGACGCGUCAUCAACUAAGCCAAAGAAGAGCCGCACCCUUGGUCGCCAGUCUAAGGUGUCUGCUGCAGAAGAGACAGGUGAAAGUGUAUUUAGUACGUUUAUUCGAGAAGCGGGUGUCACAUUGACUCACGGCAGCGACUCAAACGAGAUUGCUGUUGACCAGGUGGUGUUUCAAAAAAGAAUAAAACAAAAGUUGCAGAAGAGUCCCAGGUACCCUGGUAUUUUACAAGAAUUCAUCAGUGGACUGGAGUCUCACAUUGACGACAUAGACAGGUUUAGGAACUGCCUCCUCCCUUGUGUUCCAAGACUGCCCGAUGAUGAUCCCAGCUGUGUCAGCUCCUUCCAAGAAAGCCUGUUGCGUAUGCUGCUUGGCAUUGAGAUGCUUCAGACGCUUAUUAUUAACAUGUUGCUUGAGAAACUACCUGAAUAUAUGCUCAACAGUGCUGACGAAGCCGGACUCAGUAUUCCACGCACUAUCAUUAAUCAGUUCAAGUGGCUUGACAAAGUGGUGGAAAGCAAGGAGCUGGCGGACAAGCUCAUGGAGCUGCUGGCAGUGGCACCAGUGGACGUCCAGUGUGACAUCAUCACCAGCCUGCCGGAGAUAUUGGAGGACUCGCAGCACAAUGACAUAGCCAGGGAGCUGAAUUCUUUACUGAAGGAGAACACUCAGUUGACCGUGGCUAUCUUGGAUGCUCUCUCAAGCCUGAACAUCAGCUCUUCAUUACUGACUGAGGUUCGAGAAGCUGUUAUGACCACCAUCGCGGCAGUGCAACUGGAAGACCUGCCAGUGGUGGUCAAAUUUGUUUUGCAUUCCGCUCACGCGUCUGAUGCAUUUGAGGUGGUGUGUGGGCUCCGCAAGAAGCUUGAACUGGAGCAGUGUGUUCUCCCUUCUGUGCUGCAAGCAUCCCAGAGCCGCCUAAAGAGCAAAGGAGCAACGGCGUCCAACUCGGCUACAGCAACCACUGGCAACCAGGAUAGCGUUACCCUGAUCGUGGAGACCAUUAAAUUAGCAGUGCGCUUCCAGAAGAGCAUAUCUGAGGCCUGGCUCAAGGCAAUCCAGUCUGUGGAAGAAAUUGAGGACCACAAGGUGAUAGAUCUUCUGGUCCUGUUCAUCCUGCACUCCACUAACGCCAACCAGAGUCGCCGGGGCGCCGAGAACGUGCUGAGGAUGAAAGUGAGGACUGGCCUGAUCUCCGAGUCGCUGCUGCAGAAGACUUUUAAGGAUAACAAGCAGGUCCUGCGGGGAUAUUUUACCUCCAUCCUUGCCCUGGCUCAGAGUUUGCUGCGCUCGCCAGUCCCCUGCGCGGUCCAGUUUGCUGGGCUCAUGUAUCGGCAUUCCUUCGCCGCUUUCGAUACGUACUGUCAGCAGGAGGUUGUGGGCUCACUGGUGACCCACGUCUGCAGUGGUGUUGGCAGCGAGGUGGACAUGGCCCUGGAGCUGCUCUGCGGUCUGAUUACUGAAAACCCGACAGAAAUGGGACCGUAUGCCGUUUUUGUCAAGGGAAUUCUGGACUACCUGGACAAUCUCACACCUCAGCAAAUUCGCAGACUUUUCUAUCUGCUGAGCAAGCUGGCAUUUGGACCACAGCAAGGCUCACACAUUCAGGACGACAUGCACAUUGUGAUCCGCAAACAACUCUCCAGCACCGCGCCCAAGUACAAGCGCAUCGGGAUCAUUGGUGGCGUGAUGAUUAUAGGCAGCAUGGGGGCAUGCGUACCUAGAGUCAAAGAUAGUCAGAACAUCUCGUUACCGCCAGAGAGAUUCAGACAGUCGUCAGCUCUGUUUGAGUUGGUGCAGUCCAGUAGUGAGACUUCACCUGAGGCGACAGCUUUGUACUGUGACGAGCUGGCCAAUCUGAUUCAAACAUCCACUCUGGACCCACAAGUGCAGGAAAAGAUCUGCAACAGAGUCUUAGACGUGUUCCAGGAUGACUUUGUGGUGGAUCUGGGUCCAGAAAUAUCAGGGUCCUUCCCCUUCCCAGCCCGCGUCAUGUACAACCUAGACGAGGAUGAAAGUCAAGGAGGCAUCGCCAUCAACUUGAUGCCUCUGCUGGCUAAAGACAUGCACGGAAAGGCGGAGCGGCAUCGUCGAGACAAGAAGGACAAGAAGAGUGCUCUCUGCUUGUCCCCAUUUUUCCGCCUGCUGCGCUUUUGUGAGGAGAAGCAGAACCAAGGAGACUUGGAGGAGAUUGAUGCCUUACUGGGCUGCCCUGUCAUCUUAACAGACAUGGAUGUUGUCGACAAAAUUGACAGCCUGUCCAAAGUGGAGAAGGAGUUUGUCUGCACUCUGCUAUUUCACACCAUCAACUGGUUCAGAGAGGUGGUAAAUGCCUUCUGUAAGAUCAAAGAUAAAGAGAUGAAGAUGAAAGUGAUGACCCGCCUGCAGAACAUCACUUAUCUUCACACCCUGCUGGAGCGAGCUUUAGCCGUUACUCCUGGCUACGUUCCACCUGUUGCUAACUUUGAUGGAGAGAGCACAGAAAUAAUUGUACCCAACACUGCUGCUCCUUUGAACAAGGCAAAGAAAGGAAAGAAGAGGAAGGCGCCUGGGAAGAAUUCUUCUGACAGUAGCUCUCCAGUGGAGGACAAGAUAGAAGAAGAUGAAACGCAGCAGGAGCCAGAGAAGGAGAAGGAAAAAGAUAAAGAGAAGGAGGCCCGACAAGGAGUCAACCUGGCUUCGUACAGGCAAUUUUUCAGGGAGCUCGACAUGGAGAUUCUCAGUGUGUUGCAGUGCGGCUUGCGGACCCGCUCAAUGCUGGAUUCUGAGUUCGUCAACAAGGAGCACCAGGGGGUUCUUUUGGGUCCGGCAGAGCUGGUUUUCCUGCUGGAAGAUAUGCUUCGAAAAGUAGAGUUUCGUCUGACGGCUGUUCCGGCCAAAAGACUGCCUUUCCUCAAGGUGAGGGCCGACAAGAGCAUAGGCUUCUCUCACCUGCAACAGAUGAGCCCCAAGGAUGUAGCUUCCUUCUGUGUCCAGAUGCUGCCCGCCCUCUGCUCUCACUUGGAGAACUGUCACAACCAUUUCCAGACGUUGCUCUCCGACAACGACGGACUUGUGGACGGGCCCGCCACAGACGCUCAGGAGCACCAGUUAAUAUCUUCUUGCUGCCAGCUUCUCCUGCAAGUGUUCAACACUAUCUUUCGCUGGUCUGGAUUCAGCCAGCCAGGUCAGCGAAACUUGCUGAAGAAAGCUUUAGGAGUUUUGGCGGGACGACUUAAAGAUGGAGGAGCUGAGCUGAACCUGGAGCUGCUUGUUAAACACAGCUUUGAAUACCUGCUGAAGUUCCACAGCAGCAUCCCGAAUCUCAGUUCAGCUCUGUGCCUCUCUCAGCUGCUGUCCACUGUUUCUGAGAAAGGAGGCAACGUCAUUGUUUACAGGGAGCAGACUGCUUCCCUUGCACGAGGCUUCCUGUGCCAGUCGUGGGUGACGGUCAGUGGUGAAAAGCAACGAGGGGCCAAGUUCAAUGAAGCACUUCUCGCUCUCCUCAGCAUCUACAUGGAUCACGUGGAUGAUGUUCUGAAGGCGGUGGAGGAAAUAGCUAAUGAAGGCUUUUCUCAGAUUAGAAACGCGUCAAAAGACGAGAGCUCUGACUCCUGGCCAACGCUCAGCAAGCAGACAUUUAUGGUCUUCUAUAAAGUUUUGAUGGUAGAGCUGGAAAAAUCGGUCCGGAAGAUUCCAUCAGGGAAAAUCAGUGACAGUAGCGAGGCGCAGAGUGAACAGCUGCUGACAUGGACCCUGGCAGUCCGGAACUUCCACAUCCUGGUCAGCCAAGUAAAGGUGUUUAACUUGAGGCCCGUCCUGAAUGUGUGCCUUAAGUACGGACGUCUUUUUUUGGAUUCGUUCCUGAAGUUGGGAAUGCCGCUGCUCGACUACAGUUUCAAACGGCACAAGGAGGAUGUGCAGAAUCUGUUAAAGACCUUCCAGCUCAGCACUCGACAGCUUCAUUAUAUUUGCGGACACUCUAAGAUUAAUCAGGACACAAGUUUGACCAGCCACGUCCCGGCCUUGAAGAAGAGUCUCGAGGUGUUUGUCUACAGAGUGAAGGCCAUGCUCACCCUCAACAACUGUCAGGAGGCUUUUUGGAUGGGCAACCUGAAGAAUCGCAACCUUAAGGGUGAAGAGAUUCUUUCUCAAAGGACAGAAGAAAGUGAAGAGGAAGAGGAAGAAGUAGUGGAUCCGCAGAGCCAAUCUGAGGAAGAGGAGCAGGCCAGCGACGCUGAGAAGCAAAACAAGAGGAACAGAGAAGACAGUGACGAUCAGAAUCAAUCAGAUGACUCUGAAACAUACUAAAACCUUCGCAAAUUUAUUCAGCAUAUUUUCCAAAACACAUCUGCAUGUGGGAGUCUUGGGUGACAGUUUAUUGUCCUUUUUUUUUUUAUGUAGUGUUCUAAAAUGUUUUGUAAGUGUAAUGUUAAUUGUUGUUUUUGUAAUUCAUUGCAACCUUAUCCACACAUAAAUCUUUAUCUCCACAUAAAUUUAUACUUGUGAUGUUUCUGAAUAAUAAAAAAGUUGAGCUUGUAGGAUACAUAACAGUACAGUUAACACUGAGGUCUUUGUUUCUUUUAAAUACCACAAAUUGCUGGCACAAGCUCAAUGUGCAGAAGAUAUAUUUUUGAGUGCAAAUUUUCUUGCACCAAGCAUACUGGUAAAAGGCACCAGCAUGUAAAAGCAGUAUUUUAACAUCCUGCAGGGGG